Grosmannia clavigera kw1407 is the source of this 267-nucleotide messenger RNA. RefSeq lists its product as uncharacterized. The record is from RefSeq and is a predicted model, not a curated record. Lineage: Eukaryota; Fungi; Ascomycota; Sordariomycetes; Ophiostomatales; Ophiostomataceae. Bases 1 to 267 code for a protein of 88 amino acids. The transcript is spliced from 2 exons.
AUGAUGGACAGCGACCGCAACAGGCGAAGCCAGACGGCCGAAGCAGAAAGCCGGCGGAGAAAGCUGCUCACACCUGUUGGAAAGGACGGGCGACAAGUGCUGGACAAAGCCGCUCUGUCGGAGCAGACGAGUGACAAGGCUGGACAGGCAGACCAGCCGGACGGGUGCCUAGCAAGGCGUCUCGGCGAGUCGGGCAGCGCUGAGCUGCGCGAACAGACCCUGAUGAUCGGCGGCUGCGUCGUUUUGCGGGCGAUGGGCAUGGACUGA